This is a messenger RNA of Paramecium sonneborni, 1451 nucleotides long. The record is from the annotation of a GenBank genome assembly. NCBI's taxonomy places the organism in Eukaryota, Ciliophora, Oligohymenophorea, Peniculida, Parameciidae.
AUGAGAAACAGAUAUUCAUCUUCUCAUUCUCAAGGGUUGAAUGAAUUAAUCUAAUAUAUCGAUUAUUAAGGAACAUAAAGAGAAGGACUUAAUAAAUCUAAUUCAAUAGUGAACUUUUAUCCAAUAAUGUUGCCUUCAAUAAGUUAAGAAAGUCUUCUUUCCUCAGCUAGAAACACAUCUCAUUAAUCAACAAAAACUUUAACUCGUAGAAGAUUGAAUAAUCAAAGUCAAUCGAGAUUGUCACAUCAUACUAAAAAAUCUGAUUUAACUCCUUUAACAAUAAGAUCACAUAGUCCUGUGAGUUAAUUUUAAUAGCAAUAUUUUGAAGCUAUAAAGAAUGAUGAUUGUUAAUAAGCACUUAAAAUAUUAAUUAAUAUGAUGAUUGUAACUGUUGAUUCUGAUAACUUGUGUUUGUUGAUUAGAAUAUUUAAAGUUGCAUCACUAACAUUAUAACAUUUUAAAGAGUAUGACAAAUCUAUUAUCUAUGCAAAAAAUGCCAUAUUUUUAAGCGAGUUUGCUAGAGAUUUCGAAACAAUAUAAUGGGCAUUACUACACUUAGGUAUAAUAUGCAAAUAAUUAUAAAAGUAUGAAAUUGGAAAAAUCUUUAUAAAAAAAGUAUAUAAUUAAUAAUAAUAGAGUCGAUAGAAUUUGCAUGGUUCAUGUAAAAUAAAGAUGAGGAAUUAAGAUGUUAUGAAGAAUUGGGGAAAUUAUGUUUUUUGAAUCAUGAAAUAGAUAUAGCAAAAGAGUUACAUGAGAUGAGUAUGACAGGUAAUCAAAGAAAUGAUUCAAUUUUGAAUAUUAGUAGAAAUGGUAUACAAUAAUUGAUAAAUAAUUAUCCUUAAUAGUAAUUUCAGAUAGAUCAAAAUAUAUUGUCAAAAAUAGUUGAUUUCCCUUUUGUUAUAAGAUCAAAUAAAUAAUAGACAGAAUCUUAAAAUAAUUAUCUAAAAUAACAAAAGUUAGAAUGUGUAAUAAUUGAUAGAAUGUAUUUAUAAAGUGUUGAAGAGAUUCUUAAUAAAGUUUUAUAAAAUCAUCACUUUUUUUUUGAGAUUCCUACACCAAUCGAUACAUCUAAAUAAGUAAUCAAACAUCAGUCAAGAAAAGAAAGAAUUAAAUCUACUUAAAUGAUUACUUGGAUUAAAUUGGCUAUUUAGAAAUAAUAAAAUCCAGAAUAUAAAUUCUAAAAUAAACCUCCUAUUGAAAGAGUUGAAAAGAGAAAACUUACAAUAGAUUAAGCUGUGACUGAGAGAGUUAAGGAGAAAAUCAGAAAUAGUAUGGAAAUAAUUUAAGAUAUUAAAUGCAUAAAACCAAAAAAUGAUGAAAUAAUUAGAUUGACACAUGAGAGAGAUCAUCAUAGAAUUUAUGAACAUUCUAAGAAAGAGCUUUUGAAAUCUGCCAAAUAGUGUUUCUUAAAUAAAAACAUAAAAGUUUCUUUUAGUUUGCUUAUUUAAUGA